Schistocerca gregaria is the source of this 4039-nucleotide messenger RNA. RefSeq names its product general transcription factor IIH subunit 4 (gene mrn). The record is from RefSeq and is a predicted model, not a curated record. Gene Ontology annotation, biological process: nucleotide-excision repair. The transcript is spliced from 8 exons. Gene Ontology annotation, molecular function: ATPase activator activity; double-stranded DNA binding. Gene Ontology annotation, cellular component: transcription factor TFIIH core complex; transcription factor TFIIH holo complex. Lineage: Eukaryota; Metazoa; Arthropoda; Insecta; Orthoptera; Acrididae. The coding region runs from base 331 to 1734 and encodes 467 amino acids.
AGUUGAGGAGAUUGAUUAAGUGUUCAAGAACUGUUGGAGAAUGCUGUCAAAAGUGAUUGUUUACUGUCAUAUCAACACGUACUGAUGUUAUUGUGUGUCCGGUUUCAUGUUUUACAUUUUUUUGUAAUUCCGCAUAUAUGUUUGUGAAAGAUGGAUAAAUGUAGUGAAUAAUAGGUUAAAAAAGCCAGUGAUUCCUCGAUUCUGUUUUUUAUCGCAAAGCUUAGUAUCCUUUAAGAUAUUGCUCAAAUGAUUUAUCUGUUACUACAAGCGAGAGGAAGUCGGAAGAACCAUCAACAUAACUGAAAUUUGUCAUUUUGCACCCGUGUGUCAAUGGCAGAUCAGAAUAAGUUCGCCAAGCUAUCGCUGCAGUCAAAAAACCUGCAGUGCAAGAAUUUGCAUGAUUAUUUAAAAACGCUGCAGUCAGGCACACUUGAAAAGCUAUACAAUCACCCAACAACAUGCCUUGCUGUUUACAGAGAGCUACCGGAAAUUGCAAGACACUAUGUAAUCCGGAUCUUGUUUGUGGAACAGCCAGUGCCUCAAGCAGUGGUUGCAUCGUGGGUGUCACAAGCGUAUGCAAAAGAACAUGCUCAAGUAUCUGAGGUGCUGACGAGUCUCCAUGUUUGGCAAGAGGCAGCCAUUCCUGGUGGGUUGCCUGGUUGGAUCCUAAAUACAACUUUCAAGAAGUAUCUCAAAGUUGCACUUCUAGGAGGAGGUCGGCCAUGGAGCAUGUCUUCAACAUUGGAGGCUGAUAGCAAACCACGAGACAUUCCAUACCUGGAUAGUUAUGCAAAUGAACGAUGGGAAUGUGUCCUACACUACAUGGUGGGAUCACAACAACAGGAAGGGAUUUCUGCUGAUGCUGUGCGCAUUCUUUUGCAUGCUGGUCUGAUGAAGAGAGAUGAAGCCGAUGGGAGUCCUGUUAUAACAAGAGAUGGAUUUCAGUUCCUGUUACUGGACACUGCAUCACAAGUAUGGUACUUUAUACUGCAAUACUUGGACACUGUUGAAACUCGUGGAUUGGACUUAGUCGAAUGCUUGACCUUUCUUUUCCAACUCAGCUUCAGUACCAUGGGCAAGGAUUACAGUACAGAAGGCAUGAGUGAAGGUCUGUUGGUAUUCUUACAGCACCUCCGAGAAUUUGGCCUUGUCUACCAACGAAAACGCAAAGCUGGUCGAUUCUAUCCAACGCGAUUGGCACUCAAUCUCGCAUCUGGCCAAAGCAAGAUAUUGACAGAGGCUGCAGCUGAAGGCUACAUCGUUGUUGAAACAAAUUAUCGUGUAUAUGCAUACACCAGUUCCAAUUUACAAGUGGCACUUGUUGGCCUCUUUUGUGAACUUUUAUACAGGUUCCCAAAUUUGGCUGUGGGCAUACUGACUCGAGACUCAGUCCGUCAGGCUUUGCGUUCAGGCAUCACAGCUGAUCAGAUAAUAGGAUUUCUUAGGUUGCAUGCACACCCUCGCAUGAUUGCAGCAGGGCCGCCAACACUUCCUCCUACAAUUGUUGAUCAGAUAAAAUUGUGGGAGAAUGAGCGGAAUCGUUUCAGUUACACAGAGGGUGUACUUUACAGCCAGUUUCUUUCCCAAGCAGAUUAUGAAGUGGUGCGUGAUCACGCACAAGAGUUAGGAGUGUUAAUAUGGAGUAGUACUGCAAGAAGGACUAUUAUUGUCACAAGAGUGGGACAUGAUGAUGUGAAAAAAUUCUGGAAACGGUACUCUAAAGGUGGUGGGUGAAAUAAGUACUGAAAAUAUGCUUGAGUCACUCACAUCCUCAUAAUUUAGCGGUAAUGAGAAAUUAAAAAAUGUUCUCAAACUGCCAAAAAAACCAAUCAAUCAUUGUUAUUUGAAAUAUAAAGUUGCUGGAACAUUGUCUUGUACUUGUUUGUUAUUGUCAUAUGCAGUGCAUAAAAUGUGAAAACAGAGUUAACAAUUAUGAUGUAAAUGGUGAUUCUCUAUUUGUUUUGAAAGUUUUUUUCUGUAAUCAGAGUGUAAUUUUGUUUUUAAUGUUAUCAAAGAACAUGAAUUACUGAAGCAUCUUGACUGCAGUAGAUUGGCCUUAUCCUUCAUUGUCAGAACUGCAGAUUUGGAUGGCUGAUUAGUAGUAGAAGUGGGAAUUACAUCUUAAUGUUAGAAAUAGCAUCAAUCAAACUGCAGUAGCCCAUUACGAACACUACUGUUAAAUGUUUGAAAUGUAAUUGGAAAGGCAAGAAGCACGUGUUAUGCAAAUAGAAAUACUAAUUGUCAUGUUAGAAUCAGAACCAUAUGAUCAGACAGGAAGUCUGGCCAACAGUGCAAGGCCAAGGCUAUAAAGUCAAAGCAUACUAAAAAUGACCCCCCCCCCCCCCCCCCCCGGGUAAGUCAGAUACAAACAAGCACUUUCUGAAUAUAGCAGGUGAAUUAAAUGAAAACUUAGUUUCUCUGGGCCCGCCCGGUUGACCGUGCGGUCUAACGCACGGCUUUCCGGGCGGGAAGAAGCGCUGGUCCCCGGCACAUAUGUGUCGAGGUUCGAUGAGCCGUUUGUGGAUGAGUUUUCCAUCUCCCCUUAUUCUGCUUCAGCUACAUUAUGUCAGCGAUUGCUGCACAAACAAGUUCUCCACAUACGCGUACACCACCAUUACUCUACCACGCAAACAUAGGGGUUACACUUGUCUGGUGUGAGACGUUCCCUGGGCAGGCGGGGGUGGGUCCACCGGCGGCCGAACCGAACAAUAACCCUGGGUUUGGUGUGGGGCAUGGACUGUGGUAGUCGUCGUAGGGUCGUGGACCACUGCGGCUGCAGCGGGGACGGAGCCUCUCUGUCGUUUCUAGGUCCCUGGUUAACAUAACAUAGUUUCUCUGGAAAUUAUUUAAAUCUCUUAGAAAAUGGCUGCUGUCUGAAAUAUACUUCUGUGAUAAUGAAAAGGGGAGGCUGGGUCAAUAACUGAAUUACUGAAGACUGAGGUAUCGUAUGUAUGUUGGGAUGUCUAUUGUGCAGCACACAUUAGCCAGGUAAUUAGCCAUGUUUGUAACUUUUUCUUUUGGCAUGGUCAGUUUCAUGAAAGAUUAAAGUACUUCAUAAUGAAACUGCUUUAAAUAAUGGAGAAAGGAAUAAUGACAAUUUUAGACCUUUUGUUUUGCCAUGGGUGUUUGCUAAAGUUAUUGAAAAGGCCAAUAAAUACAUGCAAUUUAUUGUUUCAGUUCAAGUAAUUUGCUGUCAGAUGUACAGUUCGUUUUUAGAAGUGAUUUAACAGCACAAAAUGCUAUGUAUUCUUUUUCUCUGUGAGACACUGGAUGGGUUAAACAAAAAGUUGUGAAUGUUAGGUGUCUGAUUUUAUUAUUGAUUGUGUUGAUCACAAAAAUAUUACUGCAGCUGUUGGACCAUUAUGAAAUGAAAGCAGCAGUUUAGCAAUGACUGUGCAUCUUGGUGCAUCACAACAGUGACAAGAAACGGGAUCAUAGUGUUGGCCGCACUGCAUAGUGGUUGUCUGAUGAGCAGUAGCUAUGAUAAGUCAGCUGCUGGGGCACCAUUGUGGAACUAAUUAAUAGCCUCUGUCCCAUGUUCUACCAACUCAUGGAUUUUAUAAAAUAUUUUCUAUAUAAUUUUUGUUGAUGGAUUUAGUGAUUGCUCAUCAACAAAUUACUUCUUAAAUCUUGAUAAAGAUAGUACUGACUAUAGGUUGCGCACUGGACCAUAACCUUGACUGUUGACCUUACUGGCAGUAACUUUUGUUUCAAAAUUUGUUACUUUCUUCUUGAUUUGUGUUCAAUAAAUUUUUCAUAUUUAGAUUUUAUUGAUUGUACGGCACAGAAAUAUAGCAUGGUUGCCAGACUGAAGUUGUCUCUAGUUUGGUAUGAUGAUAUGUGUAUAUUUGGAUUAUGAUUGCCAUUAUUUUUAUAUUUUGAACUGUUGCUUCUUGAUUCAAUGCUCAGAUGACCUUGUUAAUUUUUUUAUUCUUUGCUGUGGACUACUUCAUCUCUGGAACUUCUCCUGUGCCGGAAGCUGUAAAGUUUUCUGACAAUCCAACUUUCUGCUAAAGAAUUAAAAAUACUUCUUUAUAAA